Molecule: messenger RNA, 304 nt
Organism: Acaulospora morrowiae
Lineage: Eukaryota; Fungi; Glomeromycota; Glomeromycetes; Diversisporales; Acaulosporaceae
Source: the annotation of a GenBank genome assembly
GAUAUGUUAGAUGAAUGCAAUCCAUAUAUCCAAAAUUUUCGUCAAAUAAGGGACCUCAUUCAGAAAAAUGCGACCACCAAAUUUUCAAUACUAAUUCAUAGUGAUCGAACACGAGAUCCCGGUCAGUAUGGUCCUCCCACAGCCUCUGAAGUAGCUAUAAUUAUGGUUGGUGAUGGUCAUAAGGUGGAACCAUCCAGUCAAGACAUCCUUCUUAGGUUGCGCAGUGGAGGUCUACAAAGAAUAUCAGAAUUUUGUCCGUCAUAUGAUCCACUUCAUUAUGUAUUAAUUUGCCGUGGACUUUACA